AUUUGCUACUUUCUCUUUGCUGAUAGAAACACAGAGCAGAAGUUGAGAGCGCGCCGCUCCGGAUCUAUUCUGUCGGUCUCUCCGUCCAAACCGCGCACGCGCUCGUUCCGCCGGUGAAUCCUGCUAUGAACCGGACGCCGCAGCACGCCUGACUGACCAUUUAAAACAGCGAUUGAAUGAUUGAAACAUUUGUCCACCUGCAGCUGGAGACGCCGGUGCGCUGAGCGCGUCUUGCGGGGUUUUGCGCUUUUACGCAUCGGCUGGAUUUGCGCGCAGGAGGGAUGGUGAAGACACCUGUCGUGGUUUUUACUUCUUUAUCGCUUCUGCUGUCGCUGUCAUGUGCUGGAGAUGUAAAAUCGCGCAGCUGCAGCGAUGUGCGCCAGGCGUUCACCACCAAAGGCUUCAGUCUCCAUAAUGUGCCACAUCAGGAGAUAUCAGGUGAGCAUCUGCGGGUCUGCGCUCAAGGAUACACCUGCUGUACUUCAGACAUGGAGGAUCAGCUCGGACAGCAGAGCAAGCUGGACUUCGAGAAGCUGGUGGACGACAGCAGCAGGAACAUACGCACAACAUUCACCUCCAGACACAAAAAGUUUGACGUAACAGAAGCUGGGAUAGGCGGAGUCAUGCUGGAUGGAUUCAUAACUGAAGCUCUGUCUCGGCCGAGCGAUGGUUAUAGCUGGACUCAAAAAACAGGCGCGCACCCACCCGCAGGAUCUUUCAUCACACAAUAUAGACGAGACAAAUCAAAUGCCUACACAGGCAGUUAUCAAAGUGUCCAUCAGUGCAGACAGAUGAUUUACAGAGAAAUCAAUUUACAGAUUGAGACAUACAGGAAGAGGCAGAAAAUAGCAGAGUGA
Messenger RNA from Danio aesculapii, 857 nucleotides. RefSeq names its product glypican-6-like. Lineage: Eukaryota; Metazoa; Chordata; Actinopteri; Cypriniformes; Danionidae. The coding region runs from base 282 to 857 and encodes 191 amino acids. The transcript has 4 exons. The record is from RefSeq and is a predicted model, not a curated record. Gene Ontology annotation, cellular component: plasma membrane; cell surface; extracellular region. Gene Ontology annotation, biological process: cell migration; regulation of signal transduction; regulation of protein localization to membrane.